Messenger RNA from Helobdella robusta, 1266 nucleotides. RefSeq lists its product as hypothetical. The record is from RefSeq and is a predicted model, not a curated record. NCBI's taxonomy places the organism in Eukaryota, Metazoa, Annelida, Clitellata, Rhynchobdellida, Glossiphoniidae. Gene Ontology annotation, molecular function: protein binding. Gene Ontology annotation, biological process: neurogenesis. Bases 1 to 1266 code for a protein of 421 amino acids. Gene Ontology annotation, cellular component: P-body; cytosol. The transcript has a single exon.
AUGAGUUUCAUGUUCAACAAUGAAUUGAUGGCUGAUGUUCAUUUCAUCAUGACAAAUGAUGGGAAGGAAACCAGUCAAAAAAACAUCACCAUACCAGCUCACAAGUUCGUUCUCUCCAUCAGUAGUUCUGUAUUUGAUGCCAUGUUCAACGGCCAGUUAGCUCACCCAGCAGAUGAUAACCUCACCAUCGAAAUAACUGAUAUAGAACCAGCAGCCUUCUUAAAUUUAUUGAGAUUCUUCUACACUGAUCAAGUUACUCUAUGCCCAGAAACAGUUAUGGCCACGUUGUAUGCAGCAAAAAAGUAUGCUGCAAGUUUGUUGGAGUUUGCAUGUGUAGAUUACUUGAAAUCAAACUUGAAUGGAGACAAUGCAUGCAUGUUGUUAGCACAAGCGAGACUGUUUGAUGAACCCCAACUGGCCACAAUGUGCCUGGAAGUCAUCGAUCAUUCAACACUAGAAGCAGUUGCAGCAGAUAGUUUCACUGAAAUUGAUCUUGAAACACUCUGCAUUGUUCUGCAGAGAGAUUCGUUGGAGAUCAGAGAAUCAAAUUUGUACUCUGCUGUCAUCAGGUGGGCCCAGGCAGAAUGUUCCAGAAAUAACUUAACUGCUACAGCAGAGAACCAGAGACGAGUUUUAGACAAGGCUCUCAACUUCAUAAGAUUUCCUCUGAUGUCUAUUGAGGAAUUUGCAUCAGGGCCAGCUCAGUCUAAUCUCCUUUCAGAUAAAGAAGUUGUGCAGAUUUUUUUGUAUUUCACAGCCAAACCACGACCGUCCAUUAGAUUUUCAGAUGCAGCUCGUUGUUGCGUUGUCAGCAAGGAGGAAUGCGUGUGCAGGUUUGGCAAGGUGGAAAAGAGAUGGGGCUACAGUGGUCACACUGACAGAAUCAGAUUCAUGGUUAGCAGGAAAAUUUACGUCGUCGGUUUUGGAUUGUACGGCUCCAUACAUUCAAGCGCAAAGUACUUUGCAAAUAUUCAGCUGAUGCACUCUGAUUUCAGAUCAGUUUGUGGAGAAAAUGACGUCGUUUACUCCAGCCAGGGCAACACAGAAACAAUCAAGGUGAUGUUCAAGGAGCCUAUUGAGAUUUCCCCAAACGUAAGCUACACAGCUUGUGCCACCAUCCAGGGACCUGAUUCAUAUUACGGGGCCAAGGGGGUUCGCAAGGUCGUCGCGGGAAAAACGACUUUCCAAUUUUUUUACAAUGCCGGAAACAACAAUGGCACCUCAGUUGAAGACGGCCAGCUGCCUGAGAUUUAUUUUUACACAUGA